Messenger RNA from Marchantia polymorpha subsp. ruderalis, 2418 nucleotides. The record is from the annotation of a GenBank genome assembly. Lineage: Eukaryota; Viridiplantae; Streptophyta; Marchantiopsida; Marchantiales; Marchantiaceae.
AGUAGCUGAACGAAGGAAUGCGCAGCGUCUGGUGCUCGAAGGCACAUGUGUCCGGACGCAGAGCGCUCGACGCAGGCUGGAAUAUAAGAGCUACGUGCGGAGGCUGCAAAUGAAUCGCGGGGCUGUGCGGUGAAUCUAUCGCGAAUUCGAAUUCUGCACUUUGGUGAUGGCAGCAGGCUGAGGCGCAAGCGGCCAGCGAGGAUCGAUCCGGCAAGCGCACGGACGUACAUGAAUGCUCGUCGUCGUGGUGUCGAGGGAUGGGCGGAGCAUUGUGGGCCGGUGAGGAUCGGAAGUCGUUGUGGAGUUAGGUUCUUGGAACAGGAGGCCGCCAGGGCUCGUCCGGGCCGGAGCCCAGGGACAGGAAGGGAGGAUUGAAGACGAGGGACUUGAAUUACGAUGGCGACCUCGAGGAGUGGGUCGGCGUGCAAUGGAGUCCCGUAGAGCGGUCGUUUUCGCUCUGCAGUCGCCCGGUUCUGUGGUGGGAUCAGACGCCAUUGGUGGCGGGGAGCGAGUGAUCGGGAGCAAUCCAUGCUGGGAGUCCCACGUAAGCGGAUAUUAAAAUGCAGAGCAAGUGAGUCCGCGGGCCGCCUGUUUGGCGAGUAAUCGGUUCGCAUGAUGGCGUACAUGAAUUUCUUAGACGUACGGGAGGCAGAUAAUUGGCAUUACAGAGGUGAAGGUGCGGCGAAUUUGGUCCUCGCAUAUAAUGGUUCUGAUCCAGCUCUGAUCGGGAAAGUUCUCCGGUUGCGAAAAUUGGUCGGGAACGCCGGAAAGCUCAGUCAUGGAGCCAAGGAGACACCCAUUCUUCUACCCGAAGAGCAAAUUUUAUGGGCCGAAUGGCCGCGUAUGGCAGCUGCCACCUCUACUGCGGAGCUGAAUCAUGCAUACAUAGGGGAUGUUCUGCGUCCGUUGUUGGGUGACAAGCAUGUAGAUCCCGGGAGUCUCGUUGAUGUGUCGAGGUCGUUUGUUGAAGCACUGAACCGGAACAUAGCCCACAGACGCCCCGCUUGGAGAGCCGAAACCGGCUCAUUAAUAUUGUCGAGCGGCAUUGGCCUCUUAAUUUCGGAUCAUUCGAGCUUCUCGAUUCCAAGAGAUAUCUUGACCGAGAUGCCACCUACAAUCACAGUCGAAAUCAAACCGAAGUGUGGAUUUCUGCCGGUCUUUCCCGUGAUGAAUGAAGAUAACCUCAUCAAGACGAUUGUAUCUCGUUUUGCCAUGCAUCAGACCCUCAAGUUAUCGCAAGGCAAGAUCAAAAAUAUCAGCAAGUAUUCGCCACUGGACCUCUUCUCGGGAAGCGAGAGUGGUAUUUACAAAGCAAUAUGCGAUCUUUUCAUGACGCCUCAGAAUAACUUACGUAUCUUCUGUAACGGGAAGGAAGUGUUCGGUGAGUUCGAUGACACAUCCACUAGCCCGGAGGAAGCCCGAGUGCAGUUAGAGAAUGUUCUUGGGGAAUUCUUGCCCUCAGGGGCUGAAGGACCAGUGGUGGCCUUUCAGAAACUUAUAUCUCAUUUGCUGUUUCGUAGCAACGUUUUAAAGAAACUAUUAAUCGUACAAAAACUCGAUGUUGUUGACAUCGAAGGGUCAAUCCAAGCCUAUGAGAUGUUUCUGAAACAUCUGAAGAGCUCAGCUCCUCAUUCAGGAGUUCAGGAAAGUACACCCAAUGGAAAAAUCACUGCUACGACAGGGUCACCACCUCAGCAAACUAACCUCUUGAAUGGGACUCUACAUGUGAAUGAGCCCAGGAAGCACACAAAAGUGCCUCGCACCUUCGAAGAAUGUCGCACAAUAAUUCGUGACUUCCUUAUUUCAGCCACAGCCAAAGACUGUGGCAUUAUGCUCACUUUGCUCCCGGUCGGCUCAAUGAUGUCGGACGAUAUAUCUCUUCCCGGUUCAUACGUUGUAACAUAUUCCGGCAGACAAUACUUACACAAGGUUCAUCUCUUGGAUUUGGACGUCAAGCAGCUGAAGAAGCUGCCUCAUUACUUUCAGCUUGACAAAGAAAUAGUAACAGCUUACAGGUCCUGCAGCUGCAUGGACUCUAGUUUUUCCACUCCUCUACCUGAUUGCGUUGUAAGCAGCGAGGACUCGUAGUUUUACUCGAUGGUUCAAAGUGCAAAAUUUGAAAUCUGUACUAAGGAUUAAUCCCUCCGUCAGUGUUGGUAGUAGAAGAGAACGGAUUGCUUUGCAAGUGGUUUGCCUAAACUUGUGGCUCAACGGAGGUCACUGCAGUCCUCCAUGUGAUUAUCGGCUUUUUCGAAUACUUCAGUACAGGUCAUCUUCGAGUGCUUGUUGAACUCUUGAGGUUUUUAUCGAGUGGUUUGUGGAGGGACACAUUUUUCCCACAAGGCGGCUUUGUCAAAUGAUUGCUUAUGGCAAAGGCACAAACUUCAUCCAGAGUAAAGCAAGAACCCUUGUUUUGUC